UGGUCUCUGAUGCCAUUGUCCUGUCUUUCUCUUGUCUCUGCUCUCCCAUUAUGCCAUUGGCAAGGAGUUGAGAAGUUAGUCCAUUACUUCUCUGACAAAGCGUGCCUCAAGUACUACAGCCUUCCAGCAGCCAUCCCAGACCCACAGACCACGUCCAGGGAAAACUAAUAAAACCGCAACGUAUCGAGGCCCCCAGUGAAUGCACAAUCCAGGACAUGCAUCAGGGCGUUGCACAUCUGGAUGAAAGCUUUACACGUGGUUUGCAGGAAGAAAGUAAUUGUGGUUUGGAAGACCGGCCUUUUUCACCAAGCCCACAAUUCACAGUGGAUGUGGCUAAGAGUACAUCUUCUGAAGCAAACUUGAACAUGACUGUAAAUGCUCAAGAGCCUUAUCAUUUGGCAAAUAAUCAAAUUAGUGACAUUCAGUUUGUACCCACUUCUCUUCAGACACCUCCCCAAUCAAGUACAGUAGGCCAGGCUAAGAGAAUUGGAAGAAAUCAGUCUCUGCCAGUGGGCUAUACGUCUCAGCCCACGUCCUUGCAGCUUUUAAAGCCAUCCAUUUUGAAUUCUUUGGUACCUCCUCCAGUUUCUGAAUCAUCUCCAAGUAGUACUUCCACUUGUAGGAAGUCACCAGUAAUUACAACAUGUAAUUCAGCAAAACUUCAGCCAACAUCUAGUCAAACAAAUCUUGCAAAUAAUCAGAAUCUGAAAGCAUCUAAGCUCCGCCCCCCUUCUGGCAAUUUUAAACAAAAACAAAUAAGCAGCUCCCGACUAGAGCCUCAAAACUUCCAGACCAAGACCAGCAUCCCAAGACCACUAACACAACGAAAAGAAAUCAUGCAGAAUCCGAAUGGCAGUUUGCAUUCUGGGGAUUGUUUGGUCUCUAAUCGGUAUUCUCGUCUUCCUAAACCAAAGAUACAUUAAGUACAUAGCCAUUACCUGCCAAUAUGUUUUUGUUUCUCUCUCUCUUUUUUUUUUAAACAGUCUGUUCUGUAAUAACUUUAUGUGCAAUUUGGUACCAGGGUGGAGGUUCCACUGAAAACCUGCAAAUCUUAAAAUUAAAAUGUGGAAGCUUCUACUAGUUUGGCUCUUCAAUUUUAUAUCCUGGUUGAAGUACAUGCCAUUUGAGCAUACUUAUCUCAGGUAAACACAAAAGUUUGCUUACCCAUUUCAGAGACCUGCCAAAGGCUGUAAUCACGUUAACAAUCUUUCUGCACAUCAGAAAAUUCAUAGCAGGCAAGAGUGUGCUUUGCUAGUUUAGUCCUGUUAAGGUCUGUCUGUGUUUAUUGUGGUUGUCAGAACUGCAACCAUUUUUACCUGUCCCUACUGUGAAUAUGGCUACUAUUUUAACUAAAGAUACAGUGAUAAUGGAAGAUGGACGUCUGUAAGCAGAGUUCUGGCCAGUUUUGUAUAUUUAAAAGGUCUAUGCAAAAAGCUUUGUGAUGAAUAAAGGAGAUUAGGCUUUUAA
Molecule: messenger RNA, 1467 nt
Organism: Carlito syrichta (Philippine tarsier)
Lineage: Eukaryota; Metazoa; Chordata; Mammalia; Primates; Tarsiidae
Exons: 2
Coding region: 216-923 (235 amino acids)
Biological process (GO): microtubule bundle formation
Cellular component (GO): microtubule cytoskeleton
Molecular function (GO): microtubule binding
Source: RefSeq, a predicted model, not a curated record